Molecule: messenger RNA, 1255 nt
Organism: Haplochromis burtoni (Burton's mouthbrooder)
Lineage: Eukaryota; Metazoa; Chordata; Actinopteri; Cichliformes; Cichlidae
Exons: 6
Coding region: 20-1027 (335 amino acids)
Biological process (GO): response to bacterium
Source: RefSeq, a predicted model, not a curated record
GACAAGAAGCAGUGUCAGGAUGAUCGUCUUCUGGGUUACAUUGUUUUGUCUUCAUGAAGGAUACUCUCUGGUUCCAGUUAAAACUGUUCAGCUUGGUGAACCAGCAACCUUAACAUGUGCUAUUCCCAAAGAGCUCAGCAUUAGAGGAGUCAACUGGUACAAGCAGAGUGUCGGGGAUACUCUUAAAUUAAUAGUUACACUGUAUAAAUCUACAGUUGAUUUUGGUCCUGGAUUUUCGAGCUUAAGAUUUGGAGUAUACGAUGGUAAGAAUUUUACCAGCUUGACCAUUUUAAAGACAGUUCAAGAGGAUGAGGGACUCUAUCACUGUGCAAACACAGAAUGGAUUGGAACUACAUGGAGUGGGAUGUAUUUGUUAGUAAAAGGAAAAGCUCAGAGGACAUCAAACUUUGCAGUCAGUCAGUUGCUGAUAGAAUCAAAUCCAGUCCGUCCAGGAGACACAAUGACGCUCCAGUGUUCAGUCUUCUCUGACUCUGACAACAAGACGUGUCCAGGAGGUCUCAAUAUUCUCUGGGUCAGAGAGGGAUCAGAUAAAUCUCAACCAAACAUCAUCUACACUGACAGAAACAGAAGUAAUGAAUGUGAGAAAAGGUCUGACCAUCAGAAGACAUGUGUUUAUCGCUUCUCUAAGAACGUCAGCUCCUCUGAUGCUGGGACUUACUACUGUGCUGUGGCCACAUGUGGGGAGAUAUUAUUUGGAAAUGGAGCUAAACUAGAUAUCCAAGUGUUACCCACACAGUCAGCAUUUAAUCAGCUGACAAUAUUAAUAGUAUUUUUGGCAAUUUCUGUCAUUGGAAACGUCUUCCUCAUCUGCAAUCGAAGAGUAUGUAAAAAACUUCAAAGAAAAGAAAGUGCUAUAGCAUAUGCACAAACUGACACCUCAUGCCAACCAACUGUCGUUGAUGAAGAACUAAACUACGCUGCGCUGAAUUUCUCUGAAAGAAAAACAAGAGGAAGAAGGAAGCGAGAGUGUGCUGAAGACAGUGUCUACUCUCAUGUUAAAUGCUGAUGUUAAUAACGAUGUUUAGCAUCUCCUGAAAUUAAAAUUGAUCCUGACAUCUUGUUUUUGUUUGGGUUUUUUUAUUAAUAUUUAAAGGUUGACAGUUAAUUUUCAAUCUUGCUGAAAAUACUUGGACUGCCAAAACCUUAAACUUAGUUGUGUUGCAUUUCUGGCAUUCUUGAGUUUUAAUUGUAUGAACUGUUUUGUAGUCGUGCUUUCUGGAAUAAAUAAAUAUAC